Molecule: messenger RNA, 2724 nt
Organism: Aphis gossypii (cotton aphid)
Lineage: Eukaryota; Metazoa; Arthropoda; Insecta; Hemiptera; Aphididae
Gene: nompB
Product: intraflagellar transport protein 88 homolog
Exons: 13
Coding region: 112-2694 (860 amino acids)
Biological process (GO): non-motile cilium assembly; intraciliary transport
Cellular component (GO): centriole; ciliary basal body; ciliary base
Molecular function (GO): kinesin binding
Source: RefSeq, a predicted model, not a curated record
AUGGGAUACCAAUGAUACCAUUAGUAUACACAAAUGAGAAAUUAAAACCAGAUGCAUUUUUAUUUAACUAAUAAUCUUUAUAUCAAUUGAUUAAUUCUGAGUAACUUAAAAAUGGAUUCAGCACAUCUUAAAAAUAAGUUUAAUGCUUAUGAUAGUGACAUGUACUCACAAUAUGAUUACCAUUUAGAUGGGGCAAAAGAAGAUCCAGAGGAAAUUCUUAGACACGCACUACGGUCAUCUUAUAGCAGAAGGGCAUCAAUGUCCACCAAAGCACCAACGGGUCUUCCUCUACCAUUUGCCACAACACCACAAAUAAAAGACCCACAAGCAUUAGUUUUGAGACCAGAAAGCUCUAGAAGUGGUUCAGAAUCAUCAAACAGACCAGCAACAGCUGUCAGAGGAGCUGGUUACACAUCACAUUCGUCAACUUAUGAUGUUUUAAGUCAGCCCUCAAGAAAUAUGAUCAUGUCAGAACCAAACAAAGAAGAAAGAAUAGAAGAUAAAAUCAAAAAACUUGAAAAACGCAUUCAUGAUUUAGUAAAUGAAGCCUGUUUGGCUGAAGCUAGAGGAGAUUUCCAGAUGGGAUUGGAGAAGUCAAAAGAUGCUUCAAAUAAGGAAAGAAGUUUAAUUAGAAUGCAAGAACAAGCAGGACUGAACGAUUCUCACAAUAUUGAUCUGACCUUUUUGGUGUUAUUUACAUUAGGUAACCAGUAUGCAGCAAAUGAAAUGUAUACAGAAGCUUUAAAUACAUAUCAAGUGAUUUCUAAGAAUCGUUUGUUUCAAAAUGGUGCACGAAUGAGAGUAAAUGUUGCUAAUAUUUAUGAAAAGAUUGGACAACCUGAAAAAGCAAUUAAAAUGUAUCGAAUGGCUCUUGAUCAAGUUCCAAACACCAAUAAAAGUUUCAAGCGAGCUAUCACACAUAAUAUUGGUGUAAUAUUUUUGAAACUAGGCAAGUAUGAAGAUGCUUGUUCAAACUUUGAAUAUAUUAUGCAUGAGAAACCUAUGUUUAAAGCAGGAAUGCAUGCCUUGCUAUGCUAUUAUAUGUCAGGCAAUAAAGAUAAAUCAAAACAAAUAUUCAAGCAAAUGUUAGAAAUAUCAUUAGAUAUAGAUUUUGAAGACAAGUAUGCUGCAAAUUCUGAUGAUAUUGAAGCAACACUCCUAGCAGAAGCUAUAAAAUCUGAUCCACUAACAAAAUAUGAAAAACAAAUUAAAUCAAAUUUUGAAAAAACAAUUCUAAACGCAGCACAUCUAAUAUCAUCAAUUAUUGAAGAUACAUUUACUGAAGGGUAUAGUUGGUGCUUGGACACUAUUAAAAUGUCCCGUUAUUCGUACUUAGCUGGUCACUUAGAGAUAAACAAAGCCGUUGGAUUUCUUUAUCAAAAUAACAUAACAUCAGCAAUUGAUACACUCAAAGCGUUCGACAACAAGGACAGUAAAGUAGCGAGUGCAGCUGCUACAAACUUGUCAUUCAUACAUUUUUUAAAAGGUGAUUUAGAACAAGCAGAAAGAACUUCAAUAGCUGCCUGUGAAACAGAUUCAUAUAAUAGCCUAGCAUGUGUCAAUCAAGGAAACUGCUUCUUUGUCAAACAAGAUUACUACAAAGCAAAAGAACUUUAUACACUCGCUUUAGAAAAAGACAUAAUGUGCUCAGAAGCAAUGUACAACUUGGGUUUAACUAAUAAACAACUUGGGCAUUUGGAUGAUGCGAUGGAUUGUUUUCAAAAGCUUCAUGUUAUUAUUAGUAAUCAUCCGGAAGUUAUUUAUCAAAUCGCUUCAUUAAAUGAAAUGAUUGGAGAUCUGGAACAAGCCAUAGAGUGGUAUUUACAACUGUUGAGUAUAGUUCCUGACGAUGUUGGUGUCUUACAAAAAUUAGGCGAUAUUUAUGAAAACAUUAACGAUAAGCAACAAGCAUACCAUUAUUAUUAUGAGUCAUACCGUCAUUAUCCUUCAAACCUAGAAGUGUUGGAUUGGUUAGGAGCAUAUUUUGUUGAAAUGAAAGUACCGGAAAAAGCAGUAGAUUACUUUGAACAAGCAUCCCUCAUGCAGCCAGCUGAACCAAAAUGGUACAUGUUAAUUGGAUCUUGUUAUAGAAGAGCAGGACAUUUUCAAUUGGCUUUACAAACAUACAAGGAUGUUUUAAAUAGAUUUCCAGACAAUACAGAGUGUCUCAAAUUAUUAAUCAGAAUAUGUACAGAUUUGGGACUAAAAGAAGCAUCAGAAUACAGUGAAUUGUUGAGAAAAGCUGAAAAAGCUAAAGAUAUUAGAGAACGUAUAAGUACAGCACGAACUGGGUACCGUAAGACAAUGGAAACAAGGGGUGGAACAGGUAUGGUUACGACUUCUAAUACAAAUAACUAUGUCCAAAAGCAAACAGCUUCAGGAGAAACGAAUAUUUAUGUACACAACAGCCCUAAAGAUUCAGGUUUAGCAAGUGAUUCUUCACAAAGACCUCGGACAUCUAGAGGAGGAACAGCUUUAAUUACAACAUCUAUGCCUUUAACAAGUGCAUAUUCUCGACAAAAUAUUUCUGAUGAAAUGAACAUUUAUGUUCACCCAGAAGCAAAAUUACCAAACGAAAUGUAUAAUGAUCCAUUGGGACCCUCACAAAGACCACGCACAUCCACAUCAAGACCAAUCACAUCAUUAGAAAAAGAAUUUGCAGAUGAACAAGUUCAAGACCUUUUACCGGAAUAAUUAUGUACAUAUUAUUUAAUAACAAUAGGA